Messenger RNA from Lecanosticta acicola, 1285 nucleotides. The record is from the annotation of a GenBank genome assembly. Lineage: Eukaryota; Fungi; Ascomycota; Dothideomycetes; Mycosphaerellales; Mycosphaerellaceae.
AUGAUGGACGGAAGAGACUCAGUCGGCCGAAAGGUACAUCUCGCUCCUCCAGCCGCCGGGAUGCCUCGACAGAUUCCGCUGACGUAAUCCCCGCCAGAUAUCACUGCUCAACGACAGUGCGCCGACCAAAGUCCAGCUUCCACCGCUCCUGCACUCACGAACUUCCUCCUGCCAAUCAACGCCAAGCCUCGAACCCGAAACUCCGCUGCUCAUCCGAUCGUCAUCGAGCGAUUCGCGCUCCUUCUCGACACCCUCCCCUCUGACCCCCACCUUCACCAGCUUUCAGCAGGCCUCACGCCCUUUGCUGCAGAAGCACCAAUCACAGCAGCAACAUUCCCCGUACGCCAAGAUGGACGAUCCGAACGCGUCCAUGUACCCGCCACUGCCAGAUCCGAACUCGGGCAUGCCCUCGGCGUACCCGAUGCCUCAUAUGCCCCCACAACAGCCUAUGAUGCAACCUCAGAAUCUCGCGCCCCAGGCCCUUCGCGGAUCAAACUCGCCUGCUUCUGAACCAUCCCACAUGUCCAAUGCGUCCGCGCAAUCUGGAAACAAGUCGCAACCGAAGAAGAACCAGUACCCAUGUCCCAUGGCCAAGCAGGUCGGAUGCACCGACUUCUUCACGACCUCUGGACACGCAGCCCGUCAUGCGAAGAAGCACACCGGCAAGAAGGACGCGUUCUGCCCGGAGUGCAACAAGGCAUUCACCCGCAAGGACAACAUGGAGCAGCAUCGCAGAACUCACCAGAACGGCCGAGGAGCGUCGCGCAGCAGCAACGACGAAUCCAAAGUCAAGAAGAACAGCAAGCAGGCAGCGAAGAAGCCCACCAAGGCCGAGUCUCAACUCGAGGCGGCUGUCGAGCAACAACUUGCGGACCAGGCUCAAGCUGCACAAGCGCAGCAAGUCGUACAGGACGCUCAAGCUCAGUCGCAAGUCGUGAACCCAGUGACUACGGACCCAGCGAUCCUAAUGCCAGCCGCUGGUCCCUACUUCCUCAACAACCCCAUCGAUACUGGCCCAAUCCCUGCUCUACCCAUGCCAAUGCACGAGCUUGGCAGCGUCCGCCCUUCGCUCCAACGCUCCAACUUCGUCAACUCCCUUGAGUACAUCGCGCCAUUGGCACCGAUGGUCGACCCAGACACGCUCCACUACAGCUACCCAUCUCCUGGACUCUCUAACGGCUUGAACAGCUUGGCGCUGGCGGCGAGCGAACACAGCCGAUUGACUGAGAAGGCGCAGUCAGCGCGCAGCCCAUCUUCCGAAACGUCGUCACAAGAGACGCUUUGA